UAAAAGCAAGCAAAGCCGCCAUAUUUUAGUUAUCUUGAAGCAAUCCACGGGCUUCUUGGAGUUGUGAUCAACGGCGUUACUUCUCUUGUUUGGUUGUCUUCAUCAUCUUCACGAGUAGGAAUGGCAAAGAGCUACUUCAAACAAGAGCAUGAUCUUGAGAAGAGAAGAGCUGAAGCAGCUAGGAUUAGGGAGAAAUACCCAGACCGGAUCCCGGUAAUUGUGGAGAAGGCUGAAAGAAGUGACAUCCCAAGUAUUGACAAGAAGAAGUACCUUGUCCCUGCUGACCUCACCGUUGGACAGUUUGUGUACGUUAUUCGCAAAAGGAUUAAAUUAAGUGCAGAAAAGGCAAUAUUUAUUUUUGUGGACAACGUACUUCCUCCUACAGGAGCAAUUAUGUCUGCCAUAUAUGAUGAGAAGAAGGAUGAAGAUGGAUUUCUGUAUGUUACAUACAGUGGCGAGAACACCUUUGGGGAUCUCACUUCCCACAUUCAGGAGCCAUUAUAAAUUUACACUGUAUGAUCCGUUCUCAUUGGUUUGUCUCAUAAAUUCGGAAUAUUACUAAUAUUAAUAACCUGACUCUCAAUGAUAUGUACAGUUAUAUAUAAAUUCCGAGAACCUCAUUAAUGUUAAAAGUUGCCUCAU
Messenger RNA from Gastrolobium bilobum, 642 nucleotides. RefSeq names its product autophagy-related protein 8f-like. The transcript has 6 exons. Bases 121 to 504 code for a protein of 127 amino acids. NCBI's taxonomy places the organism in Eukaryota, Viridiplantae, Streptophyta, Magnoliopsida, Fabales, Fabaceae. The record is from RefSeq and is a predicted model, not a curated record. Gene Ontology annotation, biological process: cellular response to nitrogen starvation.